UAAAAGGCGCCGCCGGUCAGACAGGUGUCGAAGGCCUGAGCGCUCCGCGCGCAGCGCUCUCCAGACUCGGGCCGUAGCUGCGCCCCCGCGACCCCCGCGAUCCCCGCGACUCCCUCGCAGCCGCCGCGCGUUCCGCUCGUGCGUCCCGCUCCCAGCGCACAAGCCACCCAAACGAGACAAUGGACUGGGGCGCACUGCACACGAUCCUGGGGGGUGUGAACAAGCACUCUACCAGCAUCGGCAAGAUCUGGCUGACCGUCCUCUUCAUCUUCCGAAUCAUGAUCUUGGUGGUGGCCGCCAAGGAGGUGUGGGGGGACGAGCAGGCCGACUUCGUGUGCAACACCCUGCAGCCUGGCUGCAAGAACGUGUGCUACGACCACUACUUCCCCAUCUCGCACAUCCGGCUCUGGGCGCUGCAGCUCAUCUUCGUGUCCACGCCUGCCCUGCUGGUGGCCAUGCACGUGGCCUACUACAGGCACGAGAAGAAGCGCAAGUUCAUCAGGGGAGAGAUAAAGACCGAAUUCAAGGACAUCGAAGAGAUCAAGAAGCAGAAGGUCCGGAUCGAGGGGUCUCUGUGGUGGACCUACACGGGCAGCAUCUUCUUCCGAGUCAUCUUCGAGGCUGCCUUCAUGUACGUCUUCUACGUGAUGUAUGAUGGCUUCGCCAUGCAGCGCCUAGUGAAGUGCAAUGCCUGGCCCUGCCCCAACACGGUGGACUGCUUCGUGUCCAGGCCCACAGAGAAGACCGUCUUCACGGUCUUCAUGAUUGCAGUGUCUGGAAUUUGCAUCCUGCUCAAUGUCACUGAGCUGUGUUACUUGCUGAUACGAUUUUGCUCCGGAAAGUCCAAAAAACCAGUGUAACUAUAGUGGACGCCAGGUUUAGAUAAAAGAGGAGUGAAAUCUGUGCUCAGCCGAGAGGCACAGUCAGCCGGCCCCCCUGCCCCGGGUACAGCUCGAAUUCAGGACCACCUGUGACCCCCUCCCCGGUAGAUCGCACAUGCAACCCCAGACGCCUCUAGAGGCUGUGCCCCCCACCCCAUCCCUGCAAGUGUCCCAUUGAAGGCAGACUCAGAGCCUCUGCCACUUUUCUCUGAAAUCGGUCCUUGUGGGGCCGAGCUGGCCCGGGUGGCCAUGCCUAUUUAGACAAAGGACAUGGCGUUUGUCUCCGUUUCUUUGAGGAAAGGAGAGAAACGCCAGGGCCUGAAAAGCACAGGGUCUAGUUGACCCACUUAGGGCUCUCUUUGCCAUUUCCCCUGCAUUAAAGGUGAACACAGAGAAUCUUGGUUCUUUUAUUUGCUUUGACAUUUCAGUCUUCAACAGUGGACGCGCUCCCUAAUGCUUCAAACUCUGUUACACGUUUUUUAAGUGAAAAUUUAAAAUAUGACGUGUUCUUUUGAUCUGCAAGGAACCAUUCAUUAUAGGUUCCUCUUAUUUCAAAGGCUCAGAUUAUGAUAUGUAAACGGGGUAUAAUUAGAUGCUCUUGUUGAAUUUAAUUAUGGCCUUUCAGGUGUGAGUGGUUUGCACUGCCCCCAAGAGGCUGUCUGUUGUGUGACGUGUGGUGUGUGCUACAGGGACGAAUUUUAGCUUCCCUCAGUGAAACAAACUAGCAACCCUUGGUGAUGGCUUCUAAUAGCAAACUGCCUCGUUUCAAAAGCUUAGAUGUGAUUUUGCAUGAGGAAUACAGACUUUAUAUACCAUGAGUUACUACCAAUGGUGGGGUGGUUCAAGACACCCUGAGCUUCCUUACGAUGGUGCCUUUUCCACUCCCACGGGAAGAAUGCUGACGUACAGAGAUUGCUUGGGAUUAUUUUAUUGCCACAGUAUGAUUUAAUGGUGCAGAAGAAAAUGGCAAAUUGAGGGGGACGGGGCAGUAAAUGUUUCUAAAAAAGAGGUGUAAAAACUAGACUCUCAAUUCUGACAAUUAAAAAUGAGUUUCAUCUA
Cervus elaphus (red deer) is the source of this 1940-nucleotide messenger RNA. It is a transcript of the gene GJB2, whose product is annotated as gap junction protein beta 2. Lineage: Eukaryota; Metazoa; Chordata; Mammalia; Artiodactyla; Cervidae. The transcript is spliced from 2 exons. The record is from RefSeq and is a predicted model, not a curated record. Gene Ontology annotation, biological process: cell communication. Bases 180 to 860 code for a protein of 226 amino acids. Gene Ontology annotation, cellular component: connexin complex.